UGUGUACCUAUCUGAUUUCCACGAAAACAACCCUCAUCACUCUUUCAUUAUUUUUUCUCACGUCCAGAGGCUUUUGAACUCUCUUGUUUUUCUAUUCGAUUGAGACACCCACGAACAAUCAGUUCGUUCCAAUUAGCUCUUUCUUAAUUUAGCAUCUUCAAUUCCAAAGAUUUUAGUUCUUAUUCGAGAGAAAAAUAGAAGUUCCAUAGUUCAUACUUCAUUUCCUUUCCGGCUCAUCUCUUUUAAUCGGCAAUUGGGCAACGGUCGAAGUGUUUCUGUCAAGCAAGCUAAAGGACCGAAACAGAGGUAGGAUUAUCCUGUGAGCGAGUUGGUCAGUCCCGUUCGAGUAGCUAUCGAGAUACGGGGGCUAUCUUUCUUCAAGGCCAGUCUGGCUAUCGGAAUUUGAGAGUAUGCCCUUCAAGAAUUUGGCAUAAGAUGGAAUCUCCGCUAUCGCUUCGGCAAAUGGAAUGUUGAUGCUCAAUUUAGUAAAAAUAUCAAUGAAUUUUCUAUAUUGAGCCCCAUCAUUCUUUUUCUUCAAUCUUUGAGGAUAUGGAAUGGGAGGAACAUAGUUAGCCAUAUUGGAUGGUAGCAUCAUACGUUCUUCGAAUUUAAUAUUUGUUAUAUUUUUAAGAUGGAACGUGGUAGAGCUUCAGUAGAUAUGGGUAACCUCCGCCGCAACCGAACAAAGGAGAUUGCGAGGAAUCAUCCAAGCUUGCACAAAGGUAAGGGACGGGCCGGGGCUUCAUCUCAAACCCGAGAUGAUUUUGAUGCGGAUUAUAACCAAAGAUAUGGGUCUGCGAUGUCCGAUGAGCAAGUAGAACAACUAUUACGACAAAAUCAAGGGGCCUUCUUCCAUCAACAAAACAUCCCGACCAUUGACGAAGAAGAGCUCGAGGAUGAUGAUGCAGAGGAGAGGGAUCCGCAAACGGUCGAGCACGAGGUUCAUGGCACACCGUACGAUGAUGAAGAGCAAGCGGAAGUGGCUACUUCUUCCCAAGGCGGUGAGAAAGCUGAAUCAGUCUUUAAGGCAAAUUUUACAAAAUUUAAAGACCCCCAAACCGAGAUAUGGUACGCCACUUGCAAGCAUUGCCCAAAGAAGUGUAACUUGGGAACUUCUGGAGGGUACGGGAGCGCCACAAGGCAUCUUAAGGCCAAGCACCCGGCGGAAUAUGCGAAAUCAGACAAAGGCAAGGGAAAGCAAACACAAAUUUCAAGAUUUGGAAGUGGCCAACCCUUCGGUAAUUUCUCCUAUGAUGAUCAAAGACAUCUAGGCUCUUGAAAGUCUAAAGUUCGGUGAUCCGGUUUGAUGAGUGAAAGCAUUUGACCAAUACUAGUAAUUCUUAGGAAGAGAUAUUUGCGCUCUUGAUAUCACGGUUUACUUCAAUACAAUAUUCACACUAAAUAUUGACUUAAAUAAUUCGUGAUAUCAAAGCCGCAAACAUAUUAUCCUAAUCAGUUUUUAAAUUCUUAAAUAUUGACUUGAAUAAUCUGCGAUAUCAAAUCCUCAAACAUAUUUUCCUAACUAGUUUUGUAAUAUUCUCUAUUUACAUUUAACAAAUUUAUAACAUAAGUAGUGGUCAACUGGUCACUCGAACUAGGGGCGGGCAUACGGUUUUCGGUCCAGUUUUUAUCGGUUCCGGUUCGAUUCGGUUUGGAACGGGUUCGAAAAAUUGUUACCAAACAAAAGCCAUACUAUUUUUUAGUAUGAUUUGAUUCGGUUUGGAUUUGUUAUUUUUUAAUAAUAUUUAGAGGUUUUUUUGAAUUUCCUUACUUCGGUUCACUUUUGUUUGUUUUUUAUUGGUUUCGUUCUGUUCGGUUUAAUAUGGUUUGGAAGAAAUUGUACCAAACUCAAACCAAAUUGCAUAAGGUCUGAUUUUGGUUCGAUUUAGUUCGGUUCGGUACGGUUACUGAUAUGCCCACUCCUAACUCAAACAAUUUAUUAUCAUUCGUUCAUUUUCAUUUUAACAUAAACCGCAACAAAUAUAUCCUAUAUUCAUCUAGAUACAUCCAGCAACAUUUUAACAAUUUAAAAUCAUUCGCGAUCAUGCAUGUUCAUUCGGUAGUCAAAUAUAUGGGCGGGCAAGAAUCCCGGUCCCGUUGUCCCAUUCCGGUAUAUCCCGAAACCGUACCGGUGUUGUCCCGUUCCGUUUGGGUCUCAUUGAUUUUGUCCCGCACCGGUUCCGCACGGGUUUAAAACGGAACGGGACCGGGACAUUGGAAGGUUAUCCCGAACCGUCCCGUUGUCCCGUUUGUAAUAACUAUAUAGAUUUUG
Cuscuta epithymum is the source of this 2272-nucleotide messenger RNA. Lineage: Eukaryota; Viridiplantae; Streptophyta; Magnoliopsida; Solanales; Convolvulaceae. The record is from the annotation of a GenBank genome assembly.